Coccidioides immitis RS is the source of this 2247-nucleotide messenger RNA. RefSeq names its product NEK protein kinase. The record is from RefSeq and is a predicted model, not a curated record. Gene Ontology annotation, cellular component: nucleus; centrosome; cytoplasm. Gene Ontology annotation, molecular function: ATP binding; protein kinase activity. The transcript has 4 exons. NCBI's taxonomy places the organism in Eukaryota, Fungi, Ascomycota, Eurotiomycetes, Onygenales, Onygenaceae. Bases 112 to 2247 code for a protein of 711 amino acids. Gene Ontology annotation, biological process: protein phosphorylation; chromosome segregation.
ACCAGUUGCUCGCAGGCUUAUGAUACUAACACAGCAGGUUUAAUUUUGUCCGAUUCCUCGUCCAUGUGUGAAGGUCUGCCUUAGUUCUCUCUAUUUACCGAAUAUUAUACCAUGGCAAUCGCAUUGGCGGAAGCGGACAAGUAUGAGAUUCUUGAAAGGAUAGGGAGCGGCUCUUUUGGGGUGAUCAGAAAAGUUCGAAGAAAGGCUGAUGGAUACAUCCUGUGCCGGAAGGAGAUUAAUUACAUUAAAAUGUCCCAAAAAGAGCGCGAACAGCUUACAACCGAGUUCAACAUAUUAAGCUCGCUCCGGCAUCCUAACAUUGUGGCAUAUUACCAUCGAGAACAUCUCAAAGCGACCCAGGAUCUCUACCUGUACAUGGAAUACUGCGGUGGCGGCGAUCUUAGCAUGAUAAUCAAGAACCUCAAAGCAAACAACAAAUUUGCCGAAGAAGAAUACGUCUGGCGUGUCCUUUCGCAGCUUGCUACUGCACUCUACCGCUGUCACUAUGGCGUUGACCCUCCGGAGGUUGGGUCCAACGUCUUCGGCGCUUUGCCGUCUACGAAGCCAACAGGGUUAAAGGGAAAACAGGCACAGGUGAUGAUUCUGCAUCGUGACCUUAAACCUGAAAACAUUUUUCUCGGGGCGGACCAGUCCGUGAAACUGGGCGAUUUUGGCUUGUCGAAGCUGAUGGGCUCCCAUGAUUUUGCGUCAACUUACGUGGGAACACCAUUCUACAUGUCGCCGGAGAUUUGCGCUGGAGAGAAAUAUACGCUCCAUUCAGACAUUUGGGCUGUGGGUUGCAUCAUGUACGAGCUCUGCAUGCGCGAGCCUCCUUUCAACGCCAGAACGCAUAUGCAAUUAGUGCAGAAGAUUCGGGAAGGAAGAUAUCCCUCCUUGCCUGACCUAUAUUCGCCUGAGCUCAAGAGCGUUAUUGCGAAUUGUCUACGCGUCAAUCCGGAUCACCGUCCCGAUACUGCUGCGCUUUUGAAGUUACCGGUUAUUCGGUUGAUGAGAAAGGAGAAGGAGGUCGUUGAUCUAGGCAAAGCUUUGCGAACUAAAGAAGAAACUGCACUACAAAAGAUGAAAGAAUUGGAGCUGAGGUGUGCUCAAUUCGACAAAGAAAAGGCCGCUUUGAAAGUGGAUAUAGAGAAUUCUGUUCGCCGCGAGUGGGAGGUCAAAGCAAGGCUAGAGAUCGAUCGACAAGUCCAGAUGGAACUCGAAACACUCCGAAAACGUUUUGAAGCUGAAGUGCAGGAUAGGGUGGCUGCUGAGCUCCAGAGACAAAGAAUCAUCCAGAGCCAGCCGCUGCAAAACGAAGACGAUGGAGUAGGCUCAUCAACCGACGUGUCUCGUUCAUCACUUGGUACCGACGAUACCGACUUCCCAUCUUCAACCGAUCUAAGCUCCCUUUCGCUGGAAUCUCCAACUUCAGACCAGACCAGAGCUGCCAGGAAAUACAACCGGACGCCCUUCAGCCGCGCCAAGACCACGCUUGAAUCUCCCAUGGACGUGCAAAUGGCGGAGCCGUCACCAAUGAGCAUUGCAUCGCUUUCUCUUUCUCCUCGGCGUAUGCAUCUUGGGUCAACAGCUAGAAAUAUAUUCGCUGACAAUGGAAGAAAAGUCCCUAAAUGGGAUUCGGCACUAUUGUACUCAGAUGAUGAAGAUGACAUUCCGGAUCUUCCAUCACCUUCUCGGCCACAGGUUAAGGCUGAUCCAUUUAAGGCCCCACACCGACCAUUGCUGCGGCAGAACACGACAGCAAUGAUGCAGAAGCUUAGCACUCAGCCCAGUUUGUUCCCGGCUAAAGCUACGACUCAGAGUGCGCAAGCGAGUUCUCCCACGCAGUCAGAGACACGUAUGUCCGAAGGAAGGGCAAAGUCGCCGCAUCGGCGUCUCUCUAAAAUUCCAUCAUGUACUAGUUUGGCACUUGAUGGAGGAUCACCUGUCCGCAGAACGGCAAUGAAGCCUCCAAAUUCUAAGGCUAACGCUGGCGGAGAAGAAAUGUUCAAGGCUGUGAUGCAGAGGAAUAUGGGUGGCAGGACACUUGUUGAGCUGGCCCAGGCCCGAGCUGGCGGCAGGCCUAUCGAAGAGCUGAAACGCCCUGGCGAAACCAGAUUUUCGACCACUGGUCUAGCAACAGUGAAACCUGUUGAGCGAGACCCGCCCGCAACCUGGGACCCUGAAAAGGACGAGAUGCCCAGCCCCUUUUUGGUUCGCGGGACUAAGAUCAUUCGAAAUCUUCGUUGA